AUGACUUGGGAGGAUCCUGUCACGGUUCAGACGCUGUUGCACAACUUGUUCUCUCUUCUGUCCCUUUAUGGCCUCGAGUCCGCGACUGCAGCGGAGAGUAAGAUUCUCAGACAAGUUUUGUCCAAAAUCCAGGAAGGAUCUUGCUGUAGAAUUUCCGUGCAGGCUCUGGAAGAAGAGUAUGGAGCCAUAUCUGUCAAGGGAGAGGACGAGAGUAUAGUUAGGGAGGCCAUGUUUUCAAAUGCUCUUAUCCGGUGUUUUGAAAACGGCGCGGAAGCUAGCCGCAGGUGGCUACUAUGGAAUACUACUGAGGAUUACUGGCCGUCUCCCUUAGUGUCUUCCCAUACAACUCCAUUGCUCAGUAAACUCCAGGCGCGGAACAUCGACUUAUUUGUUCACGCAGCCAUAGUCUUCCUUUCUCCAUCCUCCACACUCGCAGCCCCCGACACUUUACGUAUCGAUGCAGGAAUUAUCGUUCGCCUGGUACAGUCACGGAUACUCCCGCAGGUGGAUAUUAUGCAGGACCAGGACGCGCAGUCAGCCCGAGCUACUGUGUCGAAGUUGAUUCUUCGUUUGCUCUUGAUAGAGUCAUCGCGGUCGCAGGCCAAGGAUUACAUGUGCGAGUGGACCUUAGAUGCGUUCAUGAGGGUGCUACCGGAGGAGACCCGAAAGCCACUUAUGGCCUUCUGCCUCCCCUGCACAUAUGAUGCUCUAGCGGCUGAAGCAACGCCACUCACUGACGAACAGUUGACGCAAGUCCUGAACGACAUAUCGCGCGCGUACCCGCAGUUGUUCUUCAAGCCAGUCAUCCUUUGCGCGGCGUCGUCCAAGGACACGACCGUCAUCAAACAGUUACGUAUAUGCACUGCCUUGACGGGCUUUGUUGCCGACUUCUUCACUCGAGACUCGGAAAUGAUGUCUGUGGCUCUCUUGUCCGACCCGGGAGGAAAGUCGGCGGUUGCCGCCCCGAAACCGACCUCUCGCCUAGGACAGUUGGUCAUUUUGCUGGAGCUCAUAUCCUCGAUUCGACAUGCGUCGCACAACCGAGACCAGAUAUCUAGCAUUGACCCUAGCUACUCGACUCUCCCAAAGUUCAUCUUUGGUCUUGAUGCACAACUAGGUGUCUUACUGGAAGCCAAGGUGAACAUACUUUAUGCUAAGUAUUAUAGCGCGGCUUGGUUGCCUCGCGUUAUGUCUUGGGCGUUGGAGAUGUACGGCGAAGACGAACUCAAAUCGGACUCCGAGCGAAGCCAAGCCGAAUUCGACGAUACGGUUAAGCGUGUUCAAGAUCUGUAUCACGGGCUGAACAAUGAUUCUACCAUGAACCAUAAGCGUCGGAGUGCGCUCGUCCUAUCCCCCAGUUUCGACUGGACGAAUACGCCUGGCGAAGAAUCUGGCAUACGAUCGGGGCCGAAUAAAAGCAUCGAGAAUUUGGAAGUUAUCCUGUCAAAUAGCGCGGAGUCGUCGACUUUGAGACUGUUGGUCGCGGUAUCAGGUUUGCUGAGGACUGACGAUUUCAGCCGUCUGAGCGCAGUGAUCUGGAAGCGCUGUCUCGAUAAUAGUGACAGUAAGGUCAUCGCUCCGGCUUGCUUUUUAGCCAUGCAAUGCGCAGAGAAGCUAGAAGAUAACUUCCUCUCUUUAGUCCGAGAUGAUCUGCAUAGUACUGACGCUUCGAAGAAAGCUUCCGCCGUCCGCAAGCUUAGCAAUUUGGCCAGUUGGCGGUUCCAGUUGCUUACGCAGGACCAUAUCCUUGAUACGAAUCACCGUCGCGCAUUCAAACUGACCAGGCCGCCUCUGCUUUUCGUUGCUACCGACAUGGGCACAAGCCUCUUCGUGCACAAUGAAGAUUCCACGGAGUACAUCGAUAGCCAGGGGAAUGUCUUACCAGCAGAACUGAGGAAGCGACUUGCAGAGAUUGGCUGGUCUCAAGACGAAAAACCUGUGGAUGAGAAGAUGUUGUUGAAGAAGACGCCCAUAUCUGUCCUGCCGAACAGCUACAUGGAUCAGUCCGUUUCGACUUCUGAGUCGCUAAUCUCCGCACCGUCUUCUCCUAACGUUACGCCCGAGGCAUCACCCAAGAAGCUGUCCCCGUCUAGAAGCGACGAGCGGCUUGGUAAGAGGCCUAACAGUGCGCGGAACGUUAAACGGCGACCUGUCUUCGUCCAUGCUCUAGUUUCUGUCUUCCCUGAUGUGGCUCUCCUGACAUUCGAUCCCGACAUUACCGUGUCGAGCAUGGCACGGACAUUUAUUGCUGAUCUUAUGAGAGAUGAUCCCGCUCUGCUUUGUCGACCUGUUUUCGACUCGCUGGCAGGAGAUGAGCGGGAUCUCGCUCGGGCAGUGCGGACACUGCGCACUUUCGCUCACGUGCGGAAAGACCUCCCGCCGUCCUUAACUCACCAUGUUUUCAACCAUCUGGCUGGGUUCUUAAAGUACUGUUCUCGGCUCGAAGAAGAUAGCAGACCUCUACUGGCUUUUGCUCAGGUCCUCCCUAUCAUGUCGAAACUGGCCUCACAAGUUAGCGAAAUAUCUAUUCGGGAGAUACGUCGAGCUAAGGUAGAGAUCUUCCUGAUUCCUUCCGGAGCCUUAUGGUUUCCUUCGACAUCUCCAGACGGCCCUAUGUUCCCUAGGCAACUUUCGAAAACUAGCAAUCCCUUCCACUCUCUUCCUCCUGAUCUGGUCUGGAUGACGAUGAUCCGCAUAUCUCAGAACCUACUAUUCCUUGAUAUGUUGAAGCAGAAUCCUCAAGAUGUCCAAAUUGUACGGAAGCGGUUAGCGCGACUGGUCCUGCCGUCGCGAGAUGGUAGUGUGGAUUCCCCAAAACUGGAACUCAUGGAUCUAGUUCCUCGCAAACCAGACGGCUACCGCUCCUCGCCUAUUUCAUUCACUGAUCUUAAUGCAGCCCUCAUCGGAUUAUCUUUGAUACUGUCUCGCAGUUAUCUCUUACUUGUCAGGCAAAUAUUUUCCUCGAUGUCACGGCACUUGAAUGAUCGAAACGAACUAUCGGUAUACCUAGAUGGUCUGAAUCGUAUUCUGCUGGCGCACGGCAACGACGUAGGAAUAGUCAGCCAGGCCAUGAUAGCCCUCUUGACUGCUACUACUCGAUUCCAGCGCUUGUUCCAAUCAGGAAGCGGAUAUACCCUAUUUAUGCCAGUUGUCGUCAAGGUAUACACCGAAUCUGAGAAUCACUCCGGUAUCCGAGGGUCCAUUGAAUACGCUGUCAAUCGCUUCUACGCGUUACACGGAUACGCCUUCAUAUUCCAGAGUAUGAGUAUUCUCGCCCACAUCAUCGCUUGCCCUGGCAUCGACGCACAGUGGGUGGCCAAGGGCAUCUAUUCUCUGUUUGCCACGUUGAAGAGUGGCGUCCUGCCCACCGACCCUGAAUCAAUCGGUCUGCAUAAGGUUAGCAGGAAGCAGGAGAGAGAAGCUCUGAUAGUGAACACGGCUGAAGAGAAGCCACAAACUUUCUUAGCUUCGCUUCGACGGGCCGCUGGCCCCACAGGCGAAGCAAUAACUAUCGACUUGCCCGAGGAAUAUGAAGGGAAACGUUUCGAAUUGCGCGAUUUCGCGUUGUUCUUCAUCAACUUCAUUGCAGAACAAGACGCGACGCUGCUACGAGCCGAGUUAUUCCUGCACUUCUUAUGCCUGCUGACUCCGUCCCUCUAUCAUGGCUCUAAUUCGGCUCGCACGGCCCUUCGAGAUGGAACAGAACACAUCGGCGCUAUACUCUUGACUCGAGCUCCGGGAAAGGCGAAGAUUCCUGACGCCACACUCCUAAAUCCCUCUCUUCCUGGCAGUGUCGAGGUGUAUUCUCAUGACUCUCAUUUUGAGAAUCAUUUGAUGUCCAAAUCGACAUCGCCUAGCAAUCUCCAAGCCAUGAGACUCGAGUAUCUGUCGUUGGUCGUCGCCCUGACUAAAGUAGGGGGUAAACUUAGUUCCGCGGCGCAUCUACGCGUUGCUGAACUGCUUGGAGCAAUAGUCAAGGAUUCUGGCAGAGAUGUCAACGGACAAGUCGCGAUAUUCCUGAAAGACUAUGCGAACUCUGUGCUGCUGCGGCCAACUCCUCAGGCUGUGAGCGCCAAAGAAAUCACCUCGUUUUUGAUAGGCCUCCUACCGUUCGUUCGAGAUAACGCUCGCGCCAUUGACUGCUCGGGCCUAUUGGAUGUUCUGUGUGAACUUGUGCGAGACAAGGAAUUGGUUCAAGACGCCCUAUUUCCUCGUGUAGUGAGAGAAUAUUGCACGGCGGUCCUUCGACUUUGUGAAGGGGCCGCGGAAGAGAACUCCAUACUUGAACUCUCCCUUCGCUCUCGCGUCGUCCUACUUCUUACUCGCUCCGUCUCGCUCGCGAAAUUCGAUGCUGUGGCAGAAGUCGUCCAAUGCAGGGCGACACCGGGCUUUCUGGCGGGGAUUGUCCUGCCUUUGACUUUAUCAAUCGGCACGGACGUAAAGGUCACGCCCACUGGGACUCCCGAUGAUGCAUGGCAACAUCGAAGCCAGACAACCGCGUGGAUACGCUUGUUGUCAUACAUAUUAUCGAUAUGUGAUGGCACCCAUAAAAUAUCUGAAUUGCGGAGAUCCUCAUCUAUGAAUGGACCGGAACGAUCAAAAUCCCAAGACGGCCGUCGACAUUCGGACCCCAGUCGUCCAGCGAUUCUUGCUUUGGCUCUGCAGACGUUAAAGGUCAUCAUCUCAAGGGUGGAAAACGAGCUAUCCGCAUCUAUUCCAGGUAUCUGGCUACGAAUUGCGACUACUGUGAGGACGCUGCUUUCAGAGGGGGAUGCAAGGUUUGCUGUGACUCCCACUGAUGAAAAUUUAACCCCCAGUCCAUCACAAUCGCCCCUGUCGAGUUCGUUUCUGUCCUCUCCUUCAGUGGAUCCUUUCGGGUCGUCUUCAGGACUUUACAGGCAAGGUUCUGGGUCCUCCCGGAUCCUGAGGCCACCCCGACUCGUGGACUACCUUCUAUGGUCAUUCCUUUGGUGGCUACACCUUCAACGUGGUCCUCUCCUUCUACAGUUAAGACUCUUUGUGCACGAGAAGAUGUAUGCACUGGAUCAGAGUCUACGUUCAGAAGAGGAUACUAGCCACUCUGGCUGGUCGAGUACGAGCGAUCAUCGACGUUCCUCCGUGUUCAUCAAACCUCGCGGACGCGUUUUUAGCUCCAUUCAUUCAGCCACUUCUUCUCCAGAAGCGUCCCCGAGACUGGGACCUACGUCGCUACCAAGCGGGGACUCCUUGACAAUGCCUACGAGGGAACGAAAGCCUGGCUAUCGUCUCUCAAGUAGUCCUUCGGCUGAGAGCCGUGGGUCUUCCAGUCUGAAGAUCGUGCACCUGGGUCCCGUUCGUCGCUCGAUCGCGAUUAAUUUGGAACGUUCCUUUGCCCACGAGUCCGGAGGUCCCGACCCGAAUCCCUCUCGAUUGCUCUCGAAUGCUGGAGUUAUGAAGCUGCCAUCUUUGGUGAAGGAGACGUACUUGCGGGUACGCAUGGUGCAGCAGUACAUGGGCUAUGGUCUGCUAGUUCCGUUUCCCACCGGGAGAGAAGGGGAGGAAUACGACAGUAUUCCGGUGAACCACAGAUCUCAGAUCCUGAGGAGGUUGGUGGAAGAGAGUAAGGAGUUGUUAGAGGAUCUAUGUUCGCAAGAACGCGAGGGGGAUGAUGAUAUUGUCAUGGUCAAUAUAGACGACGCCUCAAGCUGA
Messenger RNA from Gloeophyllum trabeum ATCC 11539, 5688 nucleotides. RefSeq lists its product as uncharacterized. The transcript is spliced from 10 exons. Gene Ontology annotation, molecular function: monoatomic cation channel activity. Bases 1 to 5688 code for a protein of 1895 amino acids. Gene Ontology annotation, cellular component: cation channel complex; axon. Gene Ontology annotation, biological process: monoatomic cation homeostasis. NCBI's taxonomy places the organism in Eukaryota, Fungi, Basidiomycota, Agaricomycetes, Gloeophyllales, Gloeophyllaceae. The record is from RefSeq and is a predicted model, not a curated record.